AUGGAGCUCACCGGAUUCCUCGCUGCCUUGGCAGUCUUUCUGCCUAUCGUCUACGGCGCCCCUACCACGGCCGCCAACAGCCUUCACCCCGAGAUCCUCGCUGCCAUGAAGCGUGACUUGGGACUAGACGCUGAGCAGGCUCAUGUUCGUGUUGCUCGCGAGCUCAAGGCCACCGAGGUCAUCGAGCAGCUCCGUACCAAGGCUGGCAGCUCCUUCGGUGGUGCCUGGCUCGUCGAUGGCGAGCUCAAGGUCGCUGUCACUGACGAGGCCUUGACAUCCGAUGUUACCACUGCUGGCGCCACUGCUUUGGUCGUUGACACUCCUCUCUCCAAGCUUCAGGACGCCCAGAAGGCACUUGACAACCUCGACAUUGAGUCAGCCCUUGGCAAGCGCUCAGAGGCUGCUACCGGAAUUGCGUCAUACUAUGUCGACAUUGCCGCCAACAAGCUUAUCCUCGAGGCUCUUGCCGACAGCACUGCUCAGGCCGAGGAGCUGGCCAAGCAGGUCGGUCUUACUGAGUCCGAGUUCGAGGUCAAGACCGUUGAGGCUCUGCCAACCACCUUUGUCACGGUCAACGGUGGCGAUGCCUACUACAUCAACCGAGCUGGACGAUGCUCUGUCGGCUUCUCUGUCACUGGCGGUUUCGUUUCUGCUGGUCAUUGCGGUUCUGUCGGCAACACCCCCACCACCUCCUCCGGUACCACUAUCGGAACCUUCGCUGGGUCCGUCUUCCCAGGAAGCGGAGACUACUCUUACAUCCGCGGUACCACUGGAAACACCUACGCUGGCAGGGUCAAUAACUACAACGGCGGCACAAUCGCCAUAUCAGGCAGCACCGCUGGCGCUACUGGAUCCAGUGUCUGCCGCUCCGGCUCCACCACUGGUGUCUACUGCGGUACCGUUCGCGCUCUGGGAGCUACCGUCUCCUACGCUGAGGGCCGUGUUACUGGCCUCACCCAGACCAAUGUCUGCGCCGAGCCUGGUGACUCCGGCGGUUCUUGGUACUCUGGUUCUCAAGCCCAGGGUGUCACCUCUGGAGGCUCUGGCAACUGCCAAUCCGGUGGCACAACCUACUUCCAGCCCGUCAACGAGAUCCUGUCGGCUUACGGACUCACCUUGGCCCGUGGUUAG
This is a messenger RNA of Alternaria arborescens, 1131 nucleotides long. RefSeq lists its product as hypothetical. The transcript is spliced from 2 exons. Gene Ontology annotation, cellular component: extracellular region. Gene Ontology annotation, biological process: proteolysis. Gene Ontology annotation, molecular function: serine-type endopeptidase activity. The coding region runs from base 1 to 1131 and encodes 376 amino acids. The record is from RefSeq and is a predicted model, not a curated record. Lineage: Eukaryota; Fungi; Ascomycota; Dothideomycetes; Pleosporales; Pleosporaceae.